AUGAGCGCAUCAGCUUGUAUUCCUUGUUCUACUCUUCCCCCUGCAUUUCCUCAUCCACUUGAAGAAGAUGAAGCUAUCAGUGGUCCUGCUCCAUCUGGAGUAGAAAAGGCAGAUGAGGAAGAUAAGUUUUUGUGGCCUACACAAAUGGUUUUUCUGCUAUUAUCUAAAUUCGAAGAGCAUAGGUCACAAUUAGAUGCGGGGGAGAAAACCCAUAAGUCAUUGUGGUUACAAAUUGCAGAAGAUAUUAAAAAGCUAACUGGAUCUACCCUUUCCCAUAGUCAACUUCAGUCAAAGCUAAAUGGCCUCAAAAACCGUUACAAAAUAAUAUUGGCGAGGAAGGGUAGAUCUGGUAGUGGCACUAAUAGAUGGCCGUACCUAGAGCGGAUGGAAGAAUUAUUUGGUCGCUGCGCAGCCAGAGCCCAUUACCAGAAAAAUGAAGAAAACAGAUGUCGCUGCCCUAGAAAAAUUAAAAUUACGGAAAGAGAAAGAUGCAGGCACUGCAGAAAUUGA
This is a messenger RNA of Acanthoscelides obtectus, 510 nucleotides long. Lineage: Eukaryota; Metazoa; Arthropoda; Insecta; Coleoptera; Chrysomelidae. The record is from the annotation of a GenBank genome assembly.